Molecule: messenger RNA, 2581 nt
Organism: Anopheles moucheti
Lineage: Eukaryota; Metazoa; Arthropoda; Insecta; Diptera; Culicidae
Gene: tup
Product: insulin gene enhancer protein isl-1
Exons: 8
Coding region: 126-1517 (463 amino acids)
Biological process (GO): positive regulation of transcription by RNA polymerase II; axonogenesis; neuron fate specification
Cellular component (GO): nucleus
Molecular function (GO): DNA-binding transcription factor activity, RNA polymerase II-specific; cis-regulatory region sequence-specific DNA binding
Source: RefSeq, a predicted model, not a curated record
GCCUUAGGUGAAAACCAGUGCAGAGAUAUACGAACGGGGAGGCAGAAACGAGCGAUACCUUGAUUGGCAUCGCCUUGGCACCACACAAGUCCUGAUCAACAUCAUUCCCACCAAAAUCAUCCUAUAUGGUAAUGGCAGAGAUCGGUGGCCCAUUGGCACACCAACUACCCUUACACAAUCAUAGAGGUGGACUGGUGCAACCGUCGCUGGUAAUGAACCAUCACCUGGAUGCUUUGGACAGCACUUGCCAUGGACCAAACAUUCAUCCAAAAAAAGAACGCCUUUCCCUGUGCGUUGGAUGCGGUGGUCAGAUUCAUGAUCAGUACAUCCUGCGUGUCGCGCCGGACCUCGAGUGGCACGCAGCGUGCCUCAAGUGUCAGGAAUGUCGUCAAUUUCUGGACGAGAGCUGUACCUGUUUCGUGCGUGACGGCAAAACCUAUUGCAAGCGAGAUUAUGUGAGAUUAUUCGGUACCAAAUGUGAUAAGUGCGGUAGCUCUUUUAGCAAAAACGACUUCGUGAUGCGGGCCAAAACGAAAAUCUACCACAUAGAAUGCUUUCGAUGUUCGGCUUGCGCUCGGCAACUAAUACCAGGUGAUGAGUUUGCGCUCCGUGAUGGUGGUUCGCUUUACUGCAAGGAAGACCACGAUCAUCUGGAGAAAACGUCCCAAAAUGGCCUCAUACAGGGCGUCGAGCCCAACAACAAUAUCAGCGGCAAUGCCAACAACAACAACAACAACAACAUCAACAGUACCAAUAACAACAAUAAUAGCUUAAGCAAUAAUAAUCACUCGAGUGAACUGGGGUCCAUGUCAGAUUCGGGCAGUGAAUCGGGAUCUCACAAAAGUUUGCGUGGCAAAGGACCCACCGGACCAUCGGACGGUAAACCAACACGUGUGCGGACGGUGCUAAACGAGAAACAGCUACACACGCUACGUACGUGCUACAAUGCAAACCCACGACCCGACGCACUGAUGAAGGAGCAGCUAGUUGAAAUGACCGGUCUCUCACCGCGGGUUAUACGGGUUUGGUUCCAGAACAAGCGCUGCAAGGAUAAGAAAAAAACGAUCCAAAUGAAAUUGCAGAUGCAGCAAGAGAAGGAAGGACGAAAGUUGGGCUAUGGCAUGCAGGGUAUACCGAUGGUGGCCAGCUCACCUGUGAGGCACGACUCACCGCUUAAUCUGCACGGCCUCGAAGUGACCGCGUAUCAACCACCGUGGAAAGCACUGUCCGAUUUCGCCCUCCAUUCCGAUCUCGAUAGUAACGGAUCGAUCAACACCCACACACCUGCUUUCCAGCAUUUAGUCAAUCAGAUGCAUGGAUACGAUGUCGGCAAUGGCGGUGGAGGCGGUGGAGGUCCCGGCGGCGGUCCUGGUGGGAUGCCACCGAUGCCGGGCCAGGUUGGACAGGUCCCCCCGAUAGGGUCACACAUGGAUCUCAGCGGGCAUCAUCAUCCGGACAGUACGGACUCAUACGUAACCUAUCUCGAAAGUGACGACAGCAUGCAGGGCAGCCCUUAAGAACUUUGCUCACACAAAACCCAGACACCCAAGCUCCAUUAAGCGACGGACGGUGAACACAAUCGGAUGGCAAUAUGCGGCACACAGCUUUUAUUGAAGCAAACAAUAAUGUCCUUCAAACUGAAACGCACCAGAGAAUGAUAUUUUAAAGUGUACCAGUAAGCUUUUGGAUCGUUCCUUUCAAGCGCAGCUUCUCGAGGCACGGUCGUUCAUGUAAACUUCCUUAGACAAAAUAAUUUAAAGCGCAAACAAAAUCGAAGCUUUGGUUUCUGUUUCAUUUUCGGUUGGCAUGUUCUAUUUGUUUUAACUUAACUUUGCAAUAAGAAUGGACUAAACGGGGAAAAACUUUGACUUAAUGCAAAAGGGCUAAUGUUACAGAUAGAUUUAUACAUUGGUUACAGCGUGGACAGAAACUAAUUGCGCAAGUAAUAGCAAAUAGCAAAUAAAAGAGCCGAAAUGAAGGCUGAUUGUAAAUAAUGUAAAAAACAAAAACAAAACUACCACAUAGUAAACGUCCACUGAACACUUCUACCUACCGAAUCACUCACUCACGCGCCCAACACUGUUGCCACUGGCAUUUGAAAAGGAAGAUGGAUAUAGUGGAAGAAUAUUGAAAUGAUCAAAAUAGACAAUGUUCUAAGAGAUAAUACAGAACUUGAUACGAUUAGUAUGGUUACAUUUUACGUGUACACAAAAAACUAGAAACAAAGCAUGGAGAAAUAAAAACAUCCACGUACAGAUGGCGAACACAGGCGGGCAAACAAACGAAGCCGAACAUAUACUUUUCUCAUUAUGCCAGAGUUGCAAUAAUGCGAGAAAGGGGUUUUCGCCGACAAGCUGACAUACGAUAAUGAAUUCGAAACAUUCACAAAAAUGACAUCAUAAAGAGAAAAAUAUUUGUUUCUGUGCGUAAGUGAGGCCAUUACGUCGGUGCACUCAGUGAAGCAAAGCGAGUGAAUCGAAUACAAGAAGAAAACGGUGACGUCUGAGGAUGGAGACUUAGGUUUAAACAAUCUAAUCAUAUAAGAAAUAUCGGUAUUUAAAGAAAAAAAACAUUGAAAAGA